UGGUGUAUGAUCUCCCUGUAAAGCGCUUUGGCCAGUGCAUAAAAGCGCUAUAUAAAUACAGUCCAUUUACCAUUUCUCGUCCUCAGAACUUGUAACAUGUCGUGAUGCUCGGUGUGCAGAUGAUGAUGGAAAUUUAGGUGGGGGUGGGGAGGCAGCAGCACCUUACCUGUAGAGCGGAGGCAGAAAUGUGUGUGUAUGUGUAGAAAGUGGGGUUCAGCCUGGUCUUUUGUAACCAGUGCUGUUGUCUAACACUGUAUUUCAUAUCGAUUUGGAAGGUUUUUUUCAUUUAUUAUUUUUAAAUUAACUUAUGGGUAAUGUCAGUAGAGUUGUCCAUUAUGAAACAUUUUAUGUAUGAUUACAUUGAUUGUUUGAUUGUAAAUUUAAAAUAAAUUAUAUAAAGAUUACAUUUAGUUUUAAAUUAGAAGGGAAAAAGAUUAAAGUUGCACAGGGCACACCUUGUGAAUCUAUUUAUAGUCAUUUUUUCUUCUCUCUCACUAUUUCUUCUACUCUGAGACGGAUAUCUGAAGGUUUCCAGCUGCAGUACCACAUCAGGAGCCUUUAACCAUGCAAAUCUAGAUCUGCUAAUUAAAUGUCUGCAGCUAUGAUGGAUAAAAAAAUGUUUGACCUGAGGGUGGCACCAAAUGUAAGGCAUCUUAACCAUAAUAUGGCCAAAGUAUUAAUUUGCUCACUCAUUUUCUCCACUAUUUACAUUUGGAGAAUGGGAUUUUAUAAUGAAAAAAAAACAUCAUUCUUGGUCUUGUAUCAAUCUGAGUAACAACCGCAAUCAGUCUUAAAACUACAGUUCCUGUAAACGUGCAAAACAAAACAGCAGAUGUAAACGGAUAUAACAGUGAAUGCGCACAUAGAUUUAGUGCAUAAAGGACAAUUAAUUCCAUUUUGAAAACAUGCACAGUUUUGACAGGUUAUUUUACAGGGUGUUUUCACAUGAAACAAGAGGCUCACACCAAUUUUCACCUCUGUCUACAGCUUAGCCUGUGGUGGAACCUGUGGAUGAGCAUCACGAGCACCUACUAAUACAGAACUCCACACACAUCAGUGGGCAGAACAGUCCUCCCUUCUGCAUCAUGGAAGACUUAAGGGACCUGGAAUGGACAGUCCCAUCAUCUCUGCAGACAAAUAUAUGGGUACAGAUGUUGACCAUUUUCACAGGUUCGUUCUUUUCAUUUCAUACAACCCUCUCCUGAAAAAUAUGCCUUACUGUAGUAUGUGUGGGUUAAAGUCAAUGUUCAAAUGUUAUCUAAUCCAUAAAAUAUUUCUUUUCAAAGUUUAUAAUGUCCUCCUUUUGUUAACACUGCCAUGGUGAAUUUUUUGCUUUCAAUCUGAGUGGUGUUGUAUAGUAUUUUAGGAAAUAAAAUCUGAAAAGUCUGUAAUGUUGCAUUAAAAUGACAUUUCACAUAUAAAACAUAGUAAUGAUUAAUAAUUGUUAAAAGUUUGAUAUUAGAGAUUGUAACACAAGAAUUGUGUUGUUAGACUGAGACACGGGGUGGUGGCGGCGCUAAUGAGCCACUUCAUUGUUUGUCAACCGAAAAAAAAUGAAGAAGAAGGACUCACGUGACCAGCAAUCUGCUCCAUAUACAUGCUGAACAUUCAAUUUCCGCUUUGCUCAGGGAAAGGGACUAACGUGUCUGGAGGACAUCUGGGGUGGGGAACUUAACAGAAACAGCCACAAUACGACGUCUGGGGGCUGUUCAGCAGAAGAUACCGUGUGUUUUUCUGACCGAGAUGAAAGAAGAACAAUCGAAGAAACGAGACGGCCAGAAAGUCCAGGUUGCUGCUACUGAAAGUGUGGACCCUGCUGCUCUGGAAGCUGAUAUUGGCCAUGCACUGGCUACAGAAAAACUAGAUGGCACCUGCUGUUAUGUCACUGUUUAUAAAGGCUUCAUAUGGAACGUAGAGGAAGACUUUAAGAUGGUGCCAGAGACGUGGAUCCCAGCUCACAGAGUCCAACAUCAUGACGGCCACCCGGUGCCUGAAGAGCACGGACACAUUCCAGUUCCCAUGUGCAGUGGACCCCAGAACGUAGAAGCAACCCCAGAAGAAAGCCAAAUUUGCCAGCACCAUGAAGAUAAACGAGAACACUCUACUGGAGAGACACAAAGUUGGGUUGGUUCCUUACAAUGUGAACCACGUGCCCAGGUGUCAUGAACGGAUGAAGCGUCCUGAGCUGUAGCAUCUGACCGCCUCAGAGCCACCGAACCUGGAACAGGAGUAUGACAUGAAGGGGAGCUGGAGGGAAGAUGAUGACAUGCAUGUUCAAGAGUGAGUGGGGACAAUGGACCUGAGAGUGUGGAUGUUGGAGGGAAGUUUCAGGGAGAAGUGUCCCCAACCAAAGAACAUCUUAAACCCUGCCUCCAAUCCAAGAUGAUCUUGACACUGAGGGAUGGAACAAGCCUUCACAGGAAGACUCAGUUGUGCCAACCCUCAUGAGGACAUUGAGGGGGCCCAUUUUUCCAGCUGUGGAUCAUGGAGUACAGUGAAGAACUAAGAGACCUGAUAUCUUAGAUGUUAAAAGCAGAACCGGACAUGGAUGAAAAACAAUAAAGCUGUUACUUUAAAUCUUUUUGCCUUUGUUUCUCUGUAGUUGAUUUCACAGGAAUUUUUUUUCCCAUUAUCACUGGUACUUGUAGUUGAUUUCACUGUAAAUGUUUUUCUUUUUAUAGUUGUCACUGGAAUCCGUAGGUUCCACCAAAGAUUUUUCCUGUUUUAUUUAAAUAGUUUUCAGGGAAAUACUCGCAUGAAAAAAAAAAAAAUCUAAGGCUAAGUCUGACAAGCCUUCAGAUUUAUAACGGAUUCAUUACAAUUUAUAUCAAAGUUGCUCAAACACUUUUGAAAUGAGUUUGUCAGGAAAAAAAGAGCUGAGAAAUCAUAGUCUGACCUGAACUUGUCAGUGCUAGUAUAGUUCUCUCUCUCUCUCUGUUGUACAACUCUGGAUGAUUGGCCAUGGAUUGAAUGAUUGCCUAUGGUUAAGGAUGCAUAUACUCUUAUAAUAAUUAAAACUCUUCCAGAAUCAAAUGUCUUAAAGAAGCAAAAGUAGAUGUACCUUCUGGUGUUUGUAGUAACUCAACAUAUUUUAUGUAGCAGAAACGUAUCAUACAUUUUAAAAACUAAUAUUGAUGAAUAAAAUACACAUCUGACCAAACUUUGGAAAUCAUAUCACAGCACUUCCAUUUUAUUCCACUACAAAAAGGAGGCAUCUCAAAAGCACCAGUGAAAGCAGAACAGGGUCCAGUUCAUCGCCGCCACAAACUGGACCUUGAGCCAAGCAGAAGUAGAGAAGAGUCCUUUUAGUCCCAGAGAAAGACAUAAUUCCACUGUCUGCUUUAACAUGCAGCAGAAAUGCAACUGUACUGUGAAGCCGCCUCUGCAGAAGCAAGAAGACGCCGACAUCAGGUCAGGAGUCAAACAAACCUAAAAGAGCACAACGGAGGAAAAGAAGCUGCUUCUCUAAACAAGUCUGAAACUGCUUAAACUACCUGAGAAAGAAAAUCACACCACAAUUGGUAAUAAUAUACUAUUGAAAAUAAUCCAAAGAAAACAAACUCUACCCAGACGUGUGUGAGAGACCCAAUAAGGAACUAUACUGUACACACAAAAGGUUUACCUGGCUUAGUUUUAUAGAAAUGCAGGAUGCCAUUCAGCCAUGAAACUGUGACCAAACCUAUUUAUUUAUUUAUUUAUUUUAAGUCCAGCAUGCAUCUCUAUGUGAGCAGAACGCUGCACAGUAACAGCAGGUCGGCUGUAACAGUAGCUGGAUGUGAAUUCUUGAGCAAAUGGAGGAAGUGGAGCUUUCAUGGUUUAAAAAAUGAAACACAUGAAGAGCAGCAUGAGGCAGAUUUCUGGAGUUCGUCUUAAAACCCAGAUCACGGUAAGAAACUAAAAACUUCUUAGACAUAAACACCUAUUUCUUUAAAUAAUAGUCAGAGCUAUGAAGAUCUCAACACAGGAAAUGUCCCUUUACAGAAGCACAUUGCAUUCACCUACAACAAAAAUAAUCGGAGGAUCUUAUCUCAUAAUCAUGAGUUAAUGCAGAGGUUGGAAAUAGAAUUACAAGAUUGGAUCCUCCAAUUUUUUUUUUUUUUCUUUGAAUGCAAUGUGCUUCGGUGCUUAAUUUUCUACUCGUUACAUUGAUAAUAAUAUUGACAACCCUCGUGUGUACAUUCAAGCAUGAAAUGUCCUAAAUGUGAAAAAAAAACCUUAGGAUUAAUUCUAAGUCCAACAGCUUACAAAGGUUUACAGAGACUGUUCUGUUCAGAAAA
Messenger RNA from Monopterus albus (swamp eel), 4277 nucleotides. RefSeq lists its product as uncharacterized. Gene Ontology annotation, molecular function: RNA ligase (ATP) activity. Gene Ontology annotation, biological process: response to reactive oxygen species. The record is from RefSeq and is a predicted model, not a curated record. The transcript is spliced from 9 exons. The coding region runs from base 1744 to 2166 and encodes 140 amino acids. Lineage: Eukaryota; Metazoa; Chordata; Actinopteri; Synbranchiformes; Synbranchidae.